This is a messenger RNA of Ostreococcus tauri, 2130 nucleotides long. Its product is annotated as ABC transporter, conserved site. Gene Ontology annotation, molecular function: ATP hydrolysis activity; ATP binding. Lineage: Eukaryota; Viridiplantae; Chlorophyta; Mamiellophyceae; Mamiellales; Bathycoccaceae. The record is from RefSeq and is a predicted model, not a curated record. The coding region runs from base 1 to 2130 and encodes 709 amino acids. The transcript has a single exon.
AUGUCGCACGCGCGCGCGUGUUCGACAUCAACGCCGUCUGGUGCGCGCGCUCGCGUGCGUCGCGUCGAUCGCGACGCGCGCACGAACGCGGGAAAGCGCGGUGGGGAGGUGUACAAGGAUGGGCGAAAAGCAAACUUCGAUGCGAAGGAUCGAGAGAGCGUGCUCAGCGCGCAGAAUUUGCGGCAGACGUACGAUGGGGAGCGAUAUCAAUUCUUAAACGUCGACGUGGGGCUGUCGGAGGGACAGAAGAUGGCCAUCGUGGGACCGAACGGGAGCGGGAAGUCGACGCUGCUUCAGGUUUUGGGCGGACGCGCUGUGGGGCUCGAGGACGGCGAGGUGUGGCGACGGAAGGGUCUGCGGGUGUGCUUCGUGGAUCAAGAGCCAGCAUUUGACCCCGAACUCACAGUUUUGGACGCGGUGUACACGAGUGAUACGCCGGUGAUGCGGGCGUUGCGGCGGUAUGACGCCGUUGUCGCGGCGGCGGCACGUGGAGAGCUGGACGAGCCGGCGAUGUCAUCCGCGAUCGCGGAUAUGGACGCCCUGAGCGCGUGGGAUUUGGAAGAGAAGACACAAAUGGCACUCAAGAAGCUCGGCUGUGACGCGUUCUUGGAGAAUAAGAUGGGCGAACUUUCUGGCGGUCAGCGAAAACGCGUCGCCCUGGCGGCGGCGCUCGUGGAGACACCAGAUCUGCUCAUUCUUGACGAACCGACAAAUCAUUUGUCAGUCGAAGGCGUUGAAUACUUGGAAGAACAACUUCAGAAUCCCAAGCUCACCGUGCUCUUGGUGAGUCACGAUAGAAUGUUCAUUGACAACGUCUGUCAAGAUAUUUUGGAGCUUGAUGGACGAGGGGGCUCGUAUAGACACAAGGGCGGUUACUCAACAUUCCUGGAGCAACGUGCAGUGAGAUGGUCUACGGAGGCGCAACAAUUGCAAGCGGCUAAGAACUUGUUCAAGAAGGAGCAAGAGUGGAUGCGUAGACAACCGCAAGCUCGAUCGACCAAACAGAGGGCUCGCAUUGAGCGUUUCUCUGAUUUGACGUCCCGCGUAAACUACAGAGGAACGAAAACGAAAGCGAUUGAGCUCGGCGAAGUUUCUUCGUCCCGAAUGGGUGCUAUUAUCGUUGAAUUCGAUGACGCACACCUGAAAUUCGGCGAAAAGAAUAUACUGGAUGGAUUCACAUAUGCAUUUAACAAGGGUGAAAAAAUUGGGUUGGUUGGACCGAACGGUGCGGGCAAGACGACACUCAUCAAAACCAUGCUGGGAGAGAUAGCGCUUGAUUCGGGCUGGGUCUCUGUCGGUGAGACGGUUUCGUUCGGCUACUACAGUCAAAUGGCGACAUUCAGAGAUCCGUCGCAACGGGUCAUUGACUACGUCAAGGAGGUCGAAGGCGAAGCCAAGGAUCUGAUUGGUGGUUUCGCUGGCCAAAAGUUGAGCGUCUAUACCCUACUGGAACGAUUCAACUUCACUGAUGGUAGACAGGCGGUCCAAAUUAGUUCUCUGAGCGGCGGAGAACAACGACGGCUCCAGUUGCUCACUGUCUUGGCGCUAUGCCCGAACUUCUUAAUCCUCGAUGAGCCGACGAACGACUUGGAUUUGGAUACCAUCGAGGCGCUGGAAGACAUGUUGGUUGAUUUCGAUGGCUGCGUCCUGAUCGUCAGUCACGACCGGCAGUUUGUGAAUAACUUGGCAGAUCACAUCUUCGUGUUCGACGGCAAGGGAGGCAUCAGUGACUGGUCCGGCUCGUACACAGAGCUUCGCGAAUACGUCAAAGAGCAAGAGCAAGCCGCCAGCGAGAAAGAAAGUGGCGUGAAGAAAGCAGCAGCAUUUUCUAGUGAAGAAGAAAAAGAAGCCGCCAAGGAAGAGGAGAAGCGUCAACGUGAGCUCUUGCGAGAGGCGCACAACGCUCCGGGCAUAAUAGCCAAGAUUGAAAAAGCCUUAGAGGUUUUGGAUCGAGACAUCACCGCCUUCGACGAGCAACUUCUCCUAGCAGGUUCAAACGUCGCCAAGGCUCUAGAAAUUCAAAAGGAAAAAGACGCAAAAGUGGCUAAGCAAGAGCUUUAUUACGCCGAGUGGGAGCGCCUGGAAGCAGUCCUGGCUGAAGCACAAGAGCUGGGGGCCAAGACCGCGUAG